Messenger RNA from Protopterus annectens (West African lungfish), 5920 nucleotides. It is a transcript of the gene ESYT1, whose product is annotated as extended synaptotagmin 1. The record is from RefSeq and is a predicted model, not a curated record. The coding region runs from base 369 to 3692 and encodes 1107 amino acids. Gene Ontology annotation, molecular function: lipid binding. Gene Ontology annotation, biological process: lipid transport. Lineage: Eukaryota; Metazoa; Chordata; Ceratodontiformes; Protopteridae. The transcript is spliced from 31 exons.
UCACUAGACUGCGGGGCAGCGGGUGAUGUAACGGGCAUCUAAAGGGAAGGGCCACGCUGGAAGGCGGGGGGUUUCAUUGGUACUUGUCCUAAGCAUUGGUCAGCCUGUUAAAAACAGGACCGACGACAACUGGCUAGAUAGUAUUGUUGGCACGGCAGUUGGGGUUAGCAGCUUUUUGCUGCAGACUUUGCAAACUUCAGAGUGCAGACGUCUUGUAUGCAUUAGGAUCUCAGUUUUUGUACUUGUUUUUCUCGCCCGGUAAUUAGCUUCUCCAUCUUUUGUUUUGAGAGUUUCUGCAAACUUCUGUACUGCUUAUAACUAUCUGCUUUUGUGCUGUGUCCAGUGGUGGGGACAGAAGAGUUGAACAUAUGGAGUCUAAAAGAACCGAGCCUGUAAAGGAGGAAACAGCUAGCACCUCGGAUGGCAGCAUCCCCAUGGCAGACGUGGUCGCUGGGGCUAUGACCUUCCUUAAAACGAUAGCCUUCCUGAUACCCGUCUACUUGGCUGGAUAUUUUGGACUGAGCCUGGCCUGGGUGUUACUGGGGCUCGGCCUCUACCUGGGCUGGAGAUCGACUCGACAAAACAAGGAGCAGAGCCUAGAGAGCGCUUCUUAUGUGCUGCACAACGAGCGGGAUGCUGUCACCGCCAAGAGUAUGUUCCUCACCAAGAGGGACCUCCCGGCUUGGAUCAGUUUUCCAGAUGUGGAGAAAGUCGAAUGGCUAAACAAGAUACUGAAGCAAGCAUGGCCUUUCAUUGGUCAGUACCUUGAAAAGCUGCUGGUUGAAAGCAUUGCACCUUCCAUUCGACAGUCGAAUACCCACCUGCAGACAUUUGCCUUCACAAAAGUUAAGCUGGGAGAAAAGCCGCUAAAGGUGAUUGGAGUAAAGGCCCACACAGAACUGGACAAACGACAGAUCUUGCUUGACCUACACCUUAGUUAUGUUGGUGAUAUAGAAAUCGAUGUAGAAGUGAGACGGUAUUUCUGUAAGGCAGGGGUGAAAGGUGUUCAGCUGCACGGCAUGCUGCGGGUGAUCCUGGAGCCACUUAUUGGGAAUGUGCCUAUUGUUGGAGCAAUCACUCUUUUUUUCAUUCGCAGACCAAAGCUGACUAUAAACUGGACAGGCCUUACAAACUUGCUGGACAUUCCUGGACUUAACUCAAUGUCAGACACUAUGAUUCUCGAAACCAUCUCCUCCUUCCUGGUGCUUCCUAACAGACUGACUGUUCCUCUGGUGCAAGACCUGCAUGUGGCACAGCUCCGUUCACCUUUGCCACGGGGUGUAGUAAGAGUUCAUCUUAUUGAAGCCCAGAACCUGAUGUCAACUGACACAAUACUGCAGGGCAAGUCAGACCCAUAUGUCAUCCUAAGAGUUGGUACACGUAUGCACACCAGCAGGGUAAUCGAUGACACCCUGAACCCAAAGUGGAAUGAGAUGUUCGAGUUUGUGGUCCAUGAGGUCCCUGGACAAGAGCUGGAGAUUGAAGUGUUUGACAAGGACCCAGACAAGGAUGAUUUCCUUGGCAGGACCAAACUGGACUUAGGAGAUGUAAUGACAACACGAGUUUUGGAUAAGUGGUUCACAUUGAAUGAUGUAGAGAAGGGAAAAAUUCACCUGCGGAUGGAGUGGCUUUCUCUGAUUACGGAGGCAUCAAAACUGGAUGAGGUUCUCCAAACCAACAUGGCGAUCGCUUCCCAGAAGAAUGAAGAACCGUCGGCUGCCAUAUUGGCUGUCUAUCUUGACAAAGCACAGGAGCUUCCUUUGAAGAAGGGUGGUAAAGAACCAAAUCCCAUGGUUCAGAUAUCUGUUAAGGAUGUCACUCGAGAAAGUAAGACCUGCUUUAACACCAAUGCACCUGUCUGGGAAGAUGCCUUUAUGUUUUUUGUUCACAGUCCAAAGGAACAGGAUGUUGAUAUUCAGGUAAAAGAUGAUGACCGCCAGCUAACUCUAGGAUCACUGACUCUUCCUUUGUCCCGUUUGCUGGAGAGUAAGGAACUCACUCUUGACCAGUGGUUCAAGCUGGAUCACUCAAGCCCAGGCAGCCAAAUUUAUCUGAAGGUUAUCUUGAGGAUCUUGUAUUUAGAUGCUGCUGCCGGUGUGUCUCCGUGUCCUCCAGCUGACCCUACAUCUCCGAAUGAGCCAGUGAAACGAGCUGAGGAUGGUAAAAAGGCUGAUCAGAUCGGAGACUCAGUAGAUCCAGUAGAGAAGAAGGCCGAGCCCUGUAAACCAUUACACAGUAGUUCAGAUUGUCACUUCGGGAAAGAGAGUGUUGUUCGGAUUCAUUUAGUCGAAGCAGAGGACUUGAUUGCUAAAGACAAAGUUUUUGGGAUAAAAGGCAAAUCUGAUCCAUAUGCAGUUGUACGUUUGGCUGGAAAAUCCUUUCGCAGUAAGACCAUAGAUAACAACCUGAAUCCAAAAUGGUUUGAGGUUUACGAGGUCAUUGUAAAUGAAGUUCCGGGUCAGCAGGUGGACAUUGAUGUUUACGAUAAAGAUGUGGAUAAAGAUGAUUUCCUUGGAAGGACUAAAAUAAAUCUGUCUGACAUUAUGGCAAAGAAAUACAUCGAUGAGUGGUUUGCCCUUGCAGAUGUUAAAUCUGGGAAGUUGCACCUGAGACUGGAGUGGCUGCCACCAAAGGCCGAUCCUUUAGAAAUUGAAAAGGUUAUGUUGAUAAAUAAUGCCACCCCAAAAGAAAACAAGAUUGAUCUAUCGUGCGCCAUCUUGGCUGUAUAUGUGGAUCGAGCACAGCAGCUCCCACUGAAGAAAGGCAACAAAGCACCCAAUCCUGUUGCAGAGCUUUAUCUGGGAGGAGUACCUUACAAGACAAAGACCUGUACUAAGACAGACACUCCAGUUUGGGAAGAGGCCUUUUCUUUCCUUGUCAAGGACCCAUAUGUUCAAGUUCUGGACAUACAGGUCAAAGAUGAUGGCAAAGAAAAACUGGGAUCACUUAGUCUUCCUCUAUCCCAUCUGCUCCAGGCUGACUUGCUGACCGUUGAUCACUGGUUCCCACUUGCAAAUUCUGGUACAGAUAGUGAAAUCCUGCUUAGGGUUCAGCUAGGAGUUUUGGUUCCCCAUCAGUUAUCUGGUAGAACAGUAUCUACAAGCAGCGCUGUGCUUUCUGAGAGUGAUGUGACAGCUGGAACUCCCACAUUCCCAGAUUCUGAGGUCUUCUCACAUAUUUCUGAAACAGUAGAGAAUGUGCAUUCCAUACCAGUUCCAGCCAGUCCCCCCUCUGCUUCUUCUCGUGAUUUGAGACAGCGUCUCUCAACCACAGACAGUAAGUCUGAGUUGCUCGACUCUCCAUUUGGUCAGAUACGGUUGACAAUUUACUAUAAUUCUGAAGUCGGAAAGCUAUUUGUCGUUGUGCAUGCCUGCAGGAAGCUGAAAUCAAAAGAUACCUGUGAUCCCUACAUUUCUCUCAUUCUGCUUCCGGACAAGAAUCGAGUCACUAAGAGGAAAACUGCUGUGAAGAAAAAAACACUGAAUCCAGAGUACAAUGAAAAGUUUGAGUUUGAGAUGCUACAAGAGGAAGCACAAAAGAGAAAACUGGAUGUUUCUGUGAAGCAUACUGUGCCUUUUAUGUCUCUUGAGAAGGAGAUGAUCGGAAAGGUUCAGGUUGAUCUGUCUAUCAUUGACCUCUCCCAAGGAGUCACACUGUGGUAUGACCUAAAGGAAGACAAGGCUAGCUCCUAGUUGCCUUUCACAUAAUUCAUCUUAUCUGAGUUUAUUGCCUAAAUUAUUAUGAGACAUUUAAGUCAAAAAGUAUUAUGCAAGACUUGUUUUACAUUUUUUUUACUUAUUUUUAAGUAUUAUUUUUUACUUAACUUUUCUACCAUGUUCAGUAUUUUUAAAUGUUAAUUGGUAUAGCAGUCAUUGCAGAAAUGAUAAGUAUCUAUGUAUUUUAUUGUCGCAAAUUAUUUGAUGCAAUUAUAAAUGAAGGAUAAAACCAAAGAAGAAAGUAAACAUUCCCUUUAAGACAAAGUAUGUUGAACAUUCUUACGUUUCUGCCUUGGCUAUAAGGCUGUCCCACUUUCUGUAUAUCUUUUGCAUGACCUAAGCAAAGCAGAUUCCAUGGUGGCCGCUAUGUCACAUGUUUUUUUGGCAGGUUUGAGGAAUAUUGCUUAUGUAUUCACAUCAGUCCCAAUUAGCAGGAUGUUCAAAAGAAACUAGUAACACAGUGAAUGAGAUGUUGUCACAGAUAUGGAGUUAUGGUACAGUCUCACCAAGCUUGUAUGGUAAUUUUCAAAGCAAGAAUUAAACUGUGGGAAUUUUUACAUACAGCUGUAAUCCAAAAUAAUUAUGUUAUUGUGCUUUUUUAGAGUAUGGUAGUUAGUUCCAUGUGCUUUUGUGGGGUAAUAUAAUACACAAAUGGAAAAUGUUGCAAUACUGUUAUCUUGUCAAUAACACAGUAAGUUCUUGCAUAAAGCAAUAAGUAUGACCGUUCCCAGUAUGACUGGACACUAUCUCUCCCCAAGUUGCUGCAUUUGUAUUAAGAGUAUGUAAGAAACAUCUUACAAAGCCAAAGACAAUCUGUGAGUGUCAGGUACAUGACUGAUGUUUGAACCAAAACUCGUGCACCAAGGCUGGAGGAAAAACUCUUGAAACUUGUGCUUUCCAAAUAUCUUGUAGUGUAGUCAUAUUAGAAAGAGUAUAUGUAGUAGGUUUGCCAGGAAUAUUUGAUUCACAGGAUUGUGAUUGUGGUUUGUUGUUAAGAUGCUUCAAGCAAAAAAAUACACAAAGUGGACUAAGGAGUGUGCUAAUUUAUAGCACAUGCUUUAACAAAGGAAUGUAUAGUAUUUACAAGUUGAGUUGGAAGUGUUAAAAUGAAUGAAAACAUGUUUGUUUCAACUUCCCCUGUUCUCACAACCUCAAUUCAAAGGUUUUACAGCUUUGAAGAAAUGCUCAGUUUUCUAGCAAAAUUGAUAUUUCCUUCCAUAAAGGUUAUAUAGGAACAUAGAGGUGGAAUACAUGUGAAUAGGUGGGGGUGGUGUACCAGGUGCCUGUCCUACAAAAUGUCUUGAAAACUGUUUUGUUUUCAGGCACUUUUAAAGUGUACAAGACUGUAAUUGUACAAAUAGCUUGUUUUUUAGUUUAAAAUGUCUGCCCUUCUAUUAGUAUGAAGGAUUCCUGUAUGAUAACUCUAAAACAACCAGAACAUAGACCAUUAAUGCACAAGGCAAAGAGUCAGUGGAGUCACUUAGAAGUCCUGAACAGGUUUUGGGAUUCAGCAGAUGUCAGUCUUUUCUGCUCAUUUGUUUUAGUCUUUGGGAUUCUGCGACUCAAGACUUCAGUCAUGUACUUGUACAUCACAUGAAUGUAGGUGUGCUCCAUAUUCUAUGUUGUAGGAUGAGACUCAUUAAUCAGUUUGAGUCCAGUUCCACAACAGGUAUUGCCAUGAGUAGACUUACCUACACACAUAUGUUGCACUAAUGCUGAGCCAGUGUCUGAUCGGUACAUGGAUAGGCACAGCAAUGGAAGUCUUUUCUUGUAUUUCUCUUUUACCUGCAAGAGAAACAAAAUACUGUUACUAUCAGUUUUAACAUAUCACUAUAAUUAAGAAUGUAAUAUUUGUUUUUAUUUAUUGAUGUAUCUAGAAAUGCAUUCCAUUCCAUUAUUCAUUAGCACUGCAUUCAAACUACAAAUGCUUUUCACCACUGCCUGGUACAGCUAGGACGGAUUACAGUUACAUCUGGGAGGAAGCAAAAUAGUUCUUUCAUAGAUUUAAGCAAAGCUUGCUUUAAGUUAAUGUCACCCUUCCAAGUUUGUGCCUUUUCUCUGUAGGAUUAAUGUGCAGUUAAAGUUGCAGACGUGAGUAAAAAUCAUGUAAAUUCUUUUCAUAAUAAUGUUGUAACCUUACUGUCUGUAAAAGCAAACGAAUUUUCAGAUAUCUCAAUAAAGUUCUGUACUGCUGGAAGAAUCCA